Molecule: messenger RNA, 970 nt
Organism: Cajanus cajan (pigeon pea)
Lineage: Eukaryota; Viridiplantae; Streptophyta; Magnoliopsida; Fabales; Fabaceae
Source: RefSeq, a predicted model, not a curated record
CACAUAGUUUAUAUGAAUCGAUCUCUAUCCAAUCCAACCUUACCCAGUUGAACUACAAACCAAUCCAAAGGACCAUACUUUCCAUCAUCCACGGAUUGUGCAACUGUGUAAGAGAGAGACUCAAUCAGCAAUGGGAGGAGGAACCAUCAUGCAUUCCAACCAUCCUAUGCCUCACUUUAGGAACACUCUCACCAAUCUUAAGCCUCCACUUUCAACUGACAACACCACCCUAUCUUGCUGCGUUUGUCAGUGUCACAAUCAACUUUGCACAAAACAGCCUGUUCCAUCUCAAAGGGAAGUCCAAGAUGCCAUGUCAUCUCUUCAAGAAUUUAUGCGAGCAGCAUCAUCAUCAAGCACAGUUCAGCAAAUAUCAGGCUCUUAUGGUCAGAGGAUAGUGAAUUCUCAUGGAUAUAAAAGACUAUAUGAUGCUUUUCAGUUGCUGCAAGAUGAUCCUGCUAUUAAGAGGUUAGUGGUUUCAUUGUCAUCUGAUAAAGCUCUUUGGGAUGCUGUCAUGAGCAAAGUGCUGCAUCAAAAGCUCCUAGAGUUGCCUGAUUCAGUUGAAAGUAGAAGGCCACAGAUUCCAGAACUAAAUGAAAUCGGCAUACAUGUAUUGAGCUGGACAUUGGAUAUCAUAAAGGGAAAGAUAUUGGAACUGAUAGAAAGUUUCCAGUCACUUGUGAAUGAUUUAUUUCAAUGCUCUAGGAUGGAAAAUACUACAACAGAUGAUGCAACAGAGUUGGAUGAAAAAGUUAGGUCAUCUUUCCUUCUCUCCAUAGUAAUCCUCUUGAUUGUAAUUGUGGCUCGAUCUCAAAGGUUUUAGUUGGAGUGUGGAUAUGGCCAAACUUCUUCACUGUAGAUUUAUAAUUAUGGACAUUUUUUAAUAAUUUUUUUCAGAAACACUUGAAAAAAAUAUGAAAUAAACUUCUUUAUUGACAAUACAUAAAUUAAUUUGUAAAAGUUCUCUCCUAAU